AUGGGGCAUCAAGAGAGAAUCAACAUACGAUCGCCGGCUGGUGCGGCCGCCGUCUACAAGGAUGUUGCUCAGCUUGACUCAGUCCAAGAAGAGAUACGCAUGCUUCAUCUCGAGUGCGGUUCAGGCUCGUCUCUUCCGCAGUGCACCCUCCAUCGAGUGUCUCUUCGGUCUGAUCCGCCGCCUAAAUACGAAGCGCUGAGCUACACAUGGGGUGACGAAAACGAUCGAAGAGAGAUCGCCGUCAACGGUUACAUAGUCGAUGUUACCGUCAAUCUCUAUUCAGCCCUUCGCCGGCUCAGACUGGAAAAUGAGACACGCGUUUUGUGGAUCGACGCUCUUUGCAUCAACCAGACAGACUUGGAUGAGCGCUCUCAACAGGUGCAGCUAAUGAGAAACAUAUAUACCCUGUGUGACCGAACAGUGAUAUGGGUUGGCGAGACUCCGGAAGACUUGUCGCCUACUUGGGGGAUGCAUUGGUACGGGGACGAAAAGGAUGAUAAGGCGAUGGACUGGUUCUGGGAUGAUUUCUAUCCGGAAGCAGAUCUCUCAGAGGCUGACGCAAAUGAUGUCGACUGGAUCUUUCACGCAUUCGCAAACAUUCGGCUAUUCUCUGGCGGCCAUCUUUCCGAUCAGCCACUGUUCACAGACCUGACAGGAGAUGAGUUCUCAUAUUCAAUGUCGUAUCCGGACUAUUGCUGUCAGGUUGCUGAUGCCCUCGCCCCCUUCUAUGAAAGUCCCUGGUGGACGAGAAUUUGGACUGUCCAAGAAGUUAUUCUUCCUGCAAAGGCAACAUUUCUCUAUGGCCCAAUCGCAAUCGACAUGUCCUUCCUCCUUGAUGCAUUCUCUGCCCUUACCGGCCACAUGUUUGAGCCAUGUUGUUCAGAGGUGUUUUCAAGCAGCAACUUCAGCGUCAGGAAAUGCCUGCGAAAAUUGGGAAGUGCUCUAACAAACAUCAAGAACAUAAGGACCAGUCAUGGCAACGGGGCGAGCGUUGAUCUUUGGGAGACUAUGACCACAUUCAGGGCCAGAUUUGCAACGGACAACCGGGAUAAGGUCCACGGUGUUUUAGGCCUGAUCAACUCAUGGCCGGGGCAACCCAUUAUCCCGAAUUACAGAACGACAGCUGAAGCAAUCUACUGUCAAGCUGCCAUCUCGACUGCUACUGGGACAAAGUCUCUACUGCCACUCCAUUUUCCGCUCCAGAAACAUGCCUGUCCUGGUCUGUCUUCAUGGUGCGUGGACUGGACCGCAGCCAGUGGACUUGCUGAUCAGCUCAAUGACUUCCAAUGGAGCCAACAACAAUUCAGAGUCUUUCCAACGCAUGGAAAAGACCAGUUCCACCUAACUUCCCAUGCAGAUAACCGCAUACUUGAAGUGAAAGGGCGCGGAGGCGAUAGGGUGGCCUCAGUUGGCAGAAUAUGCCAGGGAAACGAUCCAACCGAGAAGCGCAAGGCUCAUUGUGAUUGGUUCCUCCUUGCGGACCUUCAUCGCAACCCAACAAAGCCUAAUCCUGCCAGGUGUUCAAACUUUGAAGCUUUUUGGAAGUGUCUCUGCUGGGAUAUGAUUAUGCGCACGCGAGAGGCUGCCGUGGUAGAAUCUGCAAGGUCUACCGGCACCCAAAGCUACGAAGCUUUCGUGGGCUACUGCCACAGCUCACCCAAGUCCGUCUUUCAUCCUCAGGGGCUAUCUCAGGCAGAUCGAGAGGCUGUAUUGCGACUUGAUCCAAAAUUCGAGACGACGGAUGAUACGGACUGGGGCCAUUACUCUCAGCCAGACUUUCUCACGGAGCAGUUCAUCAAUGGGUUGACACAUAACACGACCAUGUUCUUGACGGACUCCGGGUACCUGGGUCUUGGGCCUCCCGAAACACAAGUGGGAGAUGAAGUCUGGUGUUUAUUUGGCGGCCAGAUGCCCUUCGUCCUUAGGCAACUGGGGGCCAAACAAGAAUUUCUCCCGGGACAAGGAGAAAGGCAACUUCAUCAAGUGUUUGGCAUUUGCUAUGUACAUGGCAUCAUGGAUGGUGAAAUUGCAAACGAUGAGAAUAUUUCUGUUAAGACUCUGUAUCUAGCUUGA
Messenger RNA from Trichoderma reesei QM6a, 2073 nucleotides. RefSeq lists its product as uncharacterized. The coding region runs from base 1 to 2073 and encodes 690 amino acids. Lineage: Eukaryota; Fungi; Ascomycota; Sordariomycetes; Hypocreales; Hypocreaceae. The record is from RefSeq and is a predicted model, not a curated record. The transcript is spliced from 2 exons.